GUUAUCUAGUGGGCAAAGCGUGCAGACUAUUCUCUGCAGUCGGUUACAGACCGCAGUCCCGCAUAGGUGUGCAUCUUGGCCACUCCUCGUUCGUUUUCCUUUUUCAUGUUUUGAAGUUGAUACGAAUACAGAGACACGACAUUUGAAAUGACAAUAGAUUUUGAUCUUAUUUUGCCCGAUGUGGGUGAGUACGGAAACUAUCAGAAACUGAUGGUGUGGUUUGUCUUUCUUCCCGGGAUGAUACCCUGUGGUUUUCACGCGUACAAUCAGCUGUUUAUGGCCACGCAGCCGAAAUUUCGAUGCCUUAUACCCGAUCUCGAUUUGGCGGACCGCAAUUUCACGGAAGAAUUUAUCCGCAACGCAAGUAUUCCGUUCGUGAGGAACAAAGACGGGAGAUGGAACUUUAGUUCAUGUUCGAUGUACUCGCGGAAUUACUCCGUCGAGGAAGACCUUACUGUGCUACUUCAAGCUAGCGGAAAUUUGUCAUCAUCGGAUAUUCCAACAGUGCCAUGCCAAGCGGGCUGGAAGUUCCAGAACAAUGAUCAAGAGACAACCACAGUAGUGACUGAAUGGGAACUGGUGUGCGAUAAAGAUUUCUAUCCGACGAUGGCUCUUGUUCUUUUUGGCAUUAGCGGGCUUAUUGGUAACUGGAUUUUCGGGUACAUUCAAGACAGCAUGGGGAGACGGCCAGCGUUUUUCAUUUACCUGUUGAUUGAGAGCAUAUUCGCUAUCGCAACCGCAUUUGCUCCCACUUUCGGCAUCUGGUUAGCAUGUAGGAUUGGCGUUGGGUUUACCGUACCGGCUAUCAUGGGAACUCCUUUUGUCAUGGCUAUUGAACUGGUAGGCCCAUCGUGGCGGACUCAUGUUGCCCUGUUGGCCAACGUGGUUUAUUCAUGCACACUGUGUCUGUUGGGUGUGGUGGUGUGGCUGGUUCGUGAUUGGCGACAAAUGUCACUGGCCACCUCUCUUCCGUUUUUAGCCUUCUUCUUCUAUUGGUGGGUCUUACCCGAAUCUCCCAGAUGGCUGUUGUCGCAGAAUCGAUUAGCGGAAGCCGAAGUAGAAAUCCGGAAGAUGGCUCGCAUCAACAAACGAUCCCUCCCAGCUGGAUAUUUCAAUCAGUUCAAAACUAACGUUGAAGAGUCGGGCGAUGACAUGGAUUCCAGCCGUUCCCAACCGACUUAUGGAGCGCUUGAUUUGGUGAAGACACCCAAUAUGGCCCGAAAAACCGCAAUCGUCACAUUUAUCUGGUUCACAGUUACUUCAGUAUACGUUGGCCUUUCCUAUUACGCGCCCGCAUUAGGCGGCAAUGAAUACCUGAAUUUCCUACUGGCAGGCGUGGCGGAACUGCCAACAUAUUUCUUUCUUUGGCCAACGAUGGAUCGAUGGGGUCGACGAUGGACGCUCUGCUUCUCCAUGAUUUUGGGCGGAGUUGCUUGUCUAGCAACUCUGUCUUUCCAAGAUGAUUACGUCGUUAUGCUUGUGCUCUACUGCAUCGGAAAAUUCGGAAUAUCUUCAGCCUUUGUGGUCUUACCCUUGAUGGCGUCUGAACUAUAUCCAACUGUUGUACGCGGUAUCGGUAUUAGCAUUAGUGGCGUCGCAGGAAUGCUCGGCCCAAUCUUCAUUCCUCUCAUCAAUUACCUGGGAACUGAAAGCUUGAUGGUGCUGCCUCUGAUGAUCAUGGGCGGUCUGAUGGUGGCCGGUGGCCUGUGUGCGUUGACUUUACCUGAAACUCUGCACCAGCACUUGCCACAAACCUUAGAAGAGGGUGAACUAUUCGGCAAAGACUUUGGAUACAAACAAUGGCUUACAUGUUGCCCACCACGCCCGAAUCGACGAGAGCAUGGAAAAGACGUUGCUCAAAGGUUAGCGGAAAAUUCUGAUGUGGCCAAGCCGCUUGUGUCCCUAACGAUACCUUCAUCAGUUACUUCAGCCAUAUGAAGAUAAAUUGGACCAACCGUUUAAGUGUACGGUGUUCACGCACGUUAGAAAGAAGUCUUCCGAAGACAUCUGCGCAUCUCAUUUUAUUGUUUUUAAGUGUAGAAAAAAAUUAUUGCUUUUAAUGUUUGUCUCGUGAAGUUUACAUUUUAUAGAUUUUAUUUUAGACCAAUACAUGAUGGGGAUCACGUUGA
Daphnia magna is the source of this 2129-nucleotide messenger RNA. Its product is annotated as beta-alanine transporter. Gene Ontology annotation, cellular component: membrane. The record is from RefSeq and is a predicted model, not a curated record. Lineage: Eukaryota; Metazoa; Arthropoda; Branchiopoda; Diplostraca; Daphniidae. Bases 148 to 1938 code for a protein of 596 amino acids. Gene Ontology annotation, biological process: transmembrane transport. The transcript has 14 exons. Gene Ontology annotation, molecular function: transmembrane transporter activity.